Coffea arabica (coffee) is the source of this 1891-nucleotide messenger RNA. RefSeq lists its product as uncharacterized. The record is from RefSeq and is a predicted model, not a curated record. Gene Ontology annotation, biological process: plant organ development. NCBI's taxonomy places the organism in Eukaryota, Viridiplantae, Streptophyta, Magnoliopsida, Gentianales, Rubiaceae. Gene Ontology annotation, molecular function: DNA-binding transcription factor activity; DNA binding.
AUUCUCCUUUACUUCACUGCCCCCCAUCCCUUUUUUCCCCCUCGUUCCAUCUCUAUCACUGAAACUCAAGAAUUUCAAUGUCCCUUCCAGUACAGUAUUAACCUUGGGGCUGCAGAAUUCCUUUUUCACCUAAGCUUUUAUAACCGACCCACGAGAGAGAGAAGCAAGAAAAGCAAACACAGAAAAGAGCAUUCAAUAAUUGCACUAAUCUUGCAUCUGUACAUGUAAACACAUGCAUUAAAUUCAUGACAUAUGUUAGCAUUUUUGCAUAAGACCACCCAUCCCCAACCCUGGCCCUUCCUCCUUGCUUGCUUUUUCAUUUCAGCAGCAUGCUACUGGACCAUAUUGUCAACUAGUACUUGCUCCAUAAAUCUCUCCCAUCUUUCACCUUCCAAUCCCUUCUUCGGACACCUAGUGAACAACCUAUUAUGUGGUUGAAAAAUUGUGAGGAUAGUGUCAAGGAAUCUAGAUAUGAUGCAUUAUACAAUCAACGAAUUCGCCAUAUCUUCCCAAAAUCUAAUGCUUCAAUGAGCAAUUGUGCUCCAUGUUGCUUGAUACCAUCUAAUUACUCCAGUCACAUUGGCAACGGGAUUGGAUUUCCCAUGAACUACCAUCAAAGUAUGUCACAAUUUUUUGUUAGUUUUUCUUCUGUUUUACUUAUUUGUGUGAUGAGUUAUGAAUGUCUUGUAGCUUGCGUUAAUCAUGAUGAAGAAAGUAAAGAUGAGAACCACAUGGAACCCAUAGUGAGUUCAAGGUGGAAUCCAACACCGGAGCAGCUAAUGGCCUUAGAGGAAAUGUAUCGACGCGGAGUAAGAACUCCCUCAGCUGAAGAGAUCAAGCUCAUUGCUGCAAAGCUUCGCCAGUUUGGUAAGAUUGAAGGGAAGAAUGUGUUCUAUUGGUUUCAAAACCACAAAGCAAGAGAACGACAGAAAAGACGUCGCCAACCGGACUCAAAUUCUAGCAAAAAUGCAACUGACGUUGAAACCCUAGAUGCAAAAGAGACAGGAUUUAGCUGCAAAGCUUUGGAAGGUGAACACAAUAAGAAGUUGGUUACUACAAUUCCAGCAUACAGUUCAACUUCAAAGGAGUCUGUAUCAAUGCAAAGAUCAAUGGUAACAGAAAGUGGAACAGAUGGAUGGACUCAUUUGGAUGAGAGAGAACUGCAGAAGAGGAGCGAAAGGAAAAUAGCAAAGGGUGCAACUUCCCUGAUGGAUAUGUCUUGUAUGGCUCCCAACUCUGACCUAUUAAACACCAUAACUGCACCUUCCACACUUGAAUCUUCAGGGGAAAAUCAGCAGAUAACUGCAUUAAAUUCCAGCGUAGUUUCCCCAUCCUGCGGUGAAGAUAUGAUCAACUAUGAAGAUGGAAGAAGAAACCAUCACACACUUCAGCUAUUUCCACUGCGAAGCGACGAUCAUUGCUCCAUUAAAGCAUCAGAGACAGAGUUUAAAGAGCUUAGGACAACGAUAAGUUCCAAACUUCCUCCAAAACAGUUCUAUGAGUUCCUCUAGGAGCAGCAUAAGGAUGCUUAUCUUAUGUGCUACUUAGAAUGAAUAAGUUCAUCUGAUAAUGUUUAGGUGCAUUCUUACUAGUAAGAUUGCAGCACUGAAUAGUUUAGCGUUUGCCAAAAAUUGAAUCUAACAAGCUAUCCAAAAUGGAGAGCUAGCUAGUCAGUAGCAGCCAAUGGAGACUGUGGAGUAGUAAUUGAUAUGAGAGGAAAACGACAGAAACUCUGGACUGAUGUGAAAUACCUUUGAUGUGAUGUAAUCUGGUACCAAGGAUGGGAGAAUGUUACAUUUUCCAUGCGUAUUAUUUUGGAAAUUUCACUAUUUAUAUAUGGCAUUUACGUUUUACAGUCAGAUCCAUAUAAAACUGAGAAGAAGUUGACUAA